This is a messenger RNA of Gekko japonicus, 591 nucleotides long. RefSeq names its product interferon kappa-like. The transcript has a single exon. Gene Ontology annotation, cellular component: extracellular region. The record is from RefSeq and is a predicted model, not a curated record. Gene Ontology annotation, molecular function: cytokine activity; type I interferon receptor binding. Lineage: Eukaryota; Metazoa; Chordata; Lepidosauria; Squamata; Gekkonidae. Bases 1 to 591 code for a protein of 196 amino acids. Gene Ontology annotation, biological process: T cell activation involved in immune response; cytokine-mediated signaling pathway; defense response.
AUGAACGCCAUACUUACACAAGGAUGGCUCCAUAUAUGCUUAGUGAUGCUUUUCUUCAGUGAGGUCUCAUCUCAGAGCUGCACCAGUCUUCGUGUACAGCUAACCACCACCACCAAGAACAGCCUGGGACUACUGAAGAGCAAAAUGAGAACAAACCUUCCUCUCCAGUGCCUAAGUGACAUGAGAGACUUUGUCGCCACCCAAGAAAUUCUCAAGGAGAUCCAAACGUCCCUGGAAGAGAAUCCAAAGGUGGCCAUUCAUGAAAUCUUCCAACAGAUCAUCCGCACCUUCAACCAAAACCGGACAGAAACGGCUUGGGAUGAGAAUUCCAUGGCAGCAUUCCAGACCAGACUUCACCAGCAAGUCCAGCAUCUGGGAAGGUGCUUGAGUGCAGAGAUGGAGAAUGACAUCCCGUCUCCAAGAGGUCAGAACAUCCAGCUCACCAGGCUGAGAGUGAAAAGAUACUUCCAAAGAAUUGACAACUUCCUGAACGAGAAGCAGCACGGUCUGUGUGCCUGGGAAAUUGUCCAGAUCGAAGUCAAGCGAUGUCUGCUGUUGGUGGACCAACUCACAAAUAGGAUCCAAAACUAA